AUGGGCGGGAAUCUCUGCAAUCCCUUGCAGGAGUGGGAGCUCGCCAACCCGGGAACGACGUACAAAGACAGCCUGAUUGCUGGGUCACUCCAGCUACCAGACACGGCGCAACAGGAGAGCGCGCAUGACUGCGGCUUCUUCAUUCUAGAGCAGGUUCUCCGCCUGCUGCAGCUGAGCCCUACCGCUUUGCGCUCCCUGGCGCAGAGGUCCACCGAGGAUGUGGCAGGAUUGCCGUGGCCAGCGCAGAGGGAGGUGGUGAAGAGGAAGAAGAAGCUCAGGGAAAUCACGGCAGACCUCUUUGUGGCAGCGCGGCGCCAGGGCACCGGUGACGUGGAAGCGCUGCUGAAGCAAGACGAGGCUGUCCUGCGCAAGAAGCUGCUGCUGGCAAUGUGGGAAGGUCCCUACUUUGCCAAAGCGGUGGCCAACCUCAUUGGCAUGGAUCCAGGGCCGCUCCCCGAAGUCCCAACUCUUCCCAAAGAAGAAGAAGCAAAGAAGCACGAAGCGGACGAGGAGUCUGACUCGGAAGAGACGAGCGAGAGGCAGCGCCCGGAGCUCCUCAGAAAGCCACAGCGCUGGUCGGAAACGGAAGCGCGAGGAGAGCCGCAGCCGAAGCAGGAGACACACCGGGCCGACCGCCCCGCCCGGCCGCCUCCGCCUCCGACCUUCACCAAAGAGGACCUCCAAGGCUAUCCAUCCAAGACGCUCCGCAACCUGUGCGUGCAAUACAAGGUCCUUCCUCCAGGCAUGGUGGAGCGGACGGACUUGCUCAAGGCCCUCGAGCGGCUGGCGAUCGUGAAGAAUGCCGUCCCCGCCGGCACGGCGGCAGCUGCCAAAGCUGUGGGUGAGCGCCUUGCGAACGGGAGGCCCGACCUUCCCAGCUUUACCACCGACGACCUGGACACCAUGCCAAUCAGCAAGCUCAAGAUGUUCUGCAUCCAGUUUGGCCGGCUUCCCUCCGGAUCCUUGGAGAAGUCCGACCUCAAGAAGGCACUGGCUCCCUUAGCCAAGCCUUCCUCCAAACCGGCCUUCAGCGGCAAUGGCGGCAAUGGGACGACAGUCCCAAGCGGCCAUUCGAGUGGUCACCACCACCAUCAUCACAGGAAGAGAGCCUUACCGAGCUUCACGUCCACAGAGCUGGACACCAUGCCCAUCAGCAGGCUCAAGAGCUACUGCAUCCAGUAUGGCAAGAUGCCUCAUGGCCCCGUGGAACGCACGGACCUCACGGCGCUGCUGCGGCCCUUCGCCAUUGGCGGGAGCGCUUCAGCCGCUUCAGCUUCAGAAACCUCGGUGCCGGGGACUUUAACUCCUGGCGCCGCCUCGGCCACCUCGGCCAACGAGGACAGCUUCGUCCUCGAGGACCUGAAGACGAUGAGCCCAGGCCUCAGAGGCAUGAAGAUGCUGAAGACGUUCUGUCUCAAGCACAAGGUCAUGCCUCACGGACCAGUGGAGAAGUGCGACCUCCAGAAAGCAUUGGAGAACUUGAACCCAAGCCUGGGUUUCGGAGCUUCGCGAUUGGGCCAAGCAACGCGCCGCGGGAAACCAGCUGCCACAGGACUGGCAGCUCGGUCACAGAGGCUAGCAGCUGCAGGACCUGGGCGACCCUUGGCGAGCCUGUCGGACAUCACCAACCUGCAGGAUGCGCGCGACACGCGCAUGAAGAAGGCGGCGCGGCCGCGCGAGCCCAGCGUGCUGCCGCAGCUCGGGGCGCCAGCGCCGCCCUGGCCAUGGACGGCCCUGGCACCUCCAAUCGCCCCACCCGCACCGCCCGCGCCGCCAGCGAAGCCCGAACCGGAGCAGUCGCCGGUAGCAAUGGAGGUGUCCAACCCGGAAGCUGUUGCAAAGGCGCACCAGCGGUCCCAGUCGGCCGCCGAAUACGUGCCUCAGAUCAUGGACCGGCUCUUUGAGGAGGAGGCCGCGUGCCUUCCUCGGCCGUGCUACAUGGAGAGCCAGCAGGACAUCAACGGCAAGAUGCGGGCCAUCCUGAUUGACUGGUUGGUGGAGGUCCACAUGAAGUACCGCCUUCGCGCAGAGACGCUGUUCUUGGCCGUGAAUCUCAUCGAUCGCCAUAUGAGUGCGCUGCCCGUCCUCAGAAGGCGGCUACAGCUUGUGGGCGUGGUGGGCAUGUUCGUGGCUGCGAAGUUCGAGGAGAUAGACCCGCCUCGUGCUACAGAUUUCGUGUACAUCACGGACAACACCUACAGCAAGGAAGACUUGCUACAGAUGGAAUGCACGAUGUUGUCGGCCCUGGACUUUCGGGUAGUGGUGCCAACGCCUGCCCACUUCUUCAACCAGUUCCUAAAGGCCAACAACUGUGACAACCCUCGGCACACCGAGACGAUCAAGUAUAUCCUAGAGCUCGCAUUGAUUGACCUACGGAUGAUCCGCUACACGCCUUCGCACCUGCUCGCAGCCGCCGUGCUGUUGAGCAACGAUCUCUUCAGCAGGGCGGUCCUGUGGCCAGAUAUCAUGGUGCAGACGUCCAGGCAUACGGAGGAUGAGCUGCGAGGCUGUGCGGAGGAGCUGCGCCUUCUGUUGCGCGCAGCCCCAGCGAGCACCCUGCAGGCCGUCAGGAAGAAGUACAUGCUACAGCAGUAUCACCGCGUCGCCAACAAUGCGGUGCUCGUGCACCUUGUGCAAAGUGUAGCGCGUGCGGAAUGGUGCAAAGACAUCUGCAAGGCAGUUGCAGGGCGCUUGGGGGGCCACACUUGGAACAUCAUCACAAACAGUGACAAGCAUGAGAUCUAUCUCACACAGGCACGCAGCCGUGACCACUACAUCAACGACAGGGGCGAGAUAACGUCCGUGUGGUUCGAGAGGCGCAGGCGCAUUCCGCACCCGGUCGGUGGCCUUGAAGGGGCAAACUGGAGUGCCAACGUCAAGGAGAGCCUGCUUUGCCCAGGCACCCCGCGAGCGGUUCCGGCCAAAGCUCCGCGGGCCCAGCUCUUGCAGGCCGCAGCUCCCCGGGAUUUCCCGCUGUACUCCGCUCGUCGCCGCGAAGUGGCGCCGCCCAGCCCGGAGCGCCCGGGACAUUUGGAGAGGACCCUCGUAGACCAGGCCCGGCUCCGGGAUUCGCUGACGCCGAGGGCGCCGAAGAAGGUGGUGGGCCGGAAGGACUGGACUCCGCGGCGCGGCGAGCUCCUCGCAGAGCCGAAGCCGCCCAAAGAGGAGGAGAUGUUCAGCUCCGUCUGCCAGCUGCGGGCCGAGUCGCACGUGGACGUGCAGCAGGGCCUCUUUGCGCAGCAGCUGACAAGACCCACAGGAAGCGGGCGCAGCAGCGGGCCCCCUGGGCUCCCGGACUCCGGGGUUCUGCGUGCCGCCCUCUUCUCGCACCGCAGCUCCGCGGGCACGCCGAGGGCGCCCGAGGAUCGAGUGAACCACUCGCAGAGUCGCAUCGAGAGUUUCGCUCAGCGGGAGAUCAGCAACUGGGCGCUCGGGGAUGACAAGCUCUUGCGGAAGGAUCCCUUCUGCAUGCGGCCCAUGCAGCAGCCCAAUAACUCUGGCGUCAAGUACGACAUCAUCACCAACGAGCGCGACAAGUUCUGGUACUGA
This is a messenger RNA of Symbiodinium natans, 3549 nucleotides long. The record is from the annotation of a GenBank genome assembly. NCBI's taxonomy places the organism in Eukaryota, Dinophyceae, Suessiales, Symbiodiniaceae.